Molecule: messenger RNA, 4686 nt
Organism: Ceutorhynchus assimilis (cabbage seed weevil)
Lineage: Eukaryota; Metazoa; Arthropoda; Insecta; Coleoptera; Curculionidae
Source: the annotation of a GenBank genome assembly
AAUGUGUUGUCAGUGUCAAAAAGUUUCUUUUAUUAUUUUUUUAAAUAAAUUUAUAAACUAUUAAUUUUUUAUUAUUUUAUUUUAUUGUUGUGUUAAACAAAACGUGUUUUGUAUUAAGUUUCAUGUAAAAUAUGUCCAAAACGAAUUCUUUAACGUUAAAACAUAGUUAUUGCUUCCUGUGUUUCGUCGUAUUUUUUGUCAGAUUGUCCUAGAAAACUAUUUUUUAAUAGCUUACAAAAUGUUUCCGCAACUACCAAACGGUCUUGGCUAUAUACCUGAAAUGGAGCAAAUCAUAAGCCAGCUAGAAAGGGGUACUUUAGUCACUAAAUUUUCAUGGAGAAAGAAACCAGAAAGCAAAACAUUGUGUAUAAGAAGAGAAACUAGACAACUUAUGUGGACUAGACCAACGAGUUCAUCAAAACCAAAUUAUGAAGGAACAAUAGAUUUAUCAGAAAUCAAAGAAGUACGCCUAGGAAAAAACUCGAAAGAUUUUGAAAAAUGGCCUGACGAAGCCAAAUUGAAAGAAACCAAAAAGUGUUUUGUUAUUUUUUAUGGAUCUGAGUUCAAAUUAAGGGUUUUAAGUAUAGCAGCUUUAUCAGAAGAAGAAAGAAGAUUAUGGGUUAAAGGUCUGAAUUAUUUAGUUAAAGAUACGCUAAAUGCUUCCUACCCUAUUCAAGUUCAAAGUUGGUUAAGAAGAGAAUUUUAUGAAAUGGAAGGGUCUAGGGAAACUGUAAACUUGAAAGAUCUGAAAUCGUUCCUACCAAGAAUAAACUACAAGAUUCCUACUAAUAGACUGAGAGAAAUAUUUAAUGAGGUUGAUACAAGACGCAGAGGUGAAAUUGGAUUCGAUGAUUUCACCACUUUGUAUCAAAAAAUGAUUUUUGAUGAAAACAAUGUUUCAGAACUGUUUGAUAAAGUUCGUGAUUAUUCUGCAAACCUAAAACAUGUCACGUUGCAAGAGUUACAAAAAUUUCUCCAAAUAGAACAAAUGGAUCCCUCAGCAUCCAAUAAGGAAACAAUUCGAAAUUUUGUUUGCGAUUUUUUGAAGGAUCCACAAAGAGAAGUUCAAGAACCUUAUUUAACUAUAGCAGAAUUUUUGGAUUUUUUAUUUUCAAAACAAAAUGAUUUGUGGGAUGAAAGCAAGAAUUCAGUAUAUCAAGAUAUGACACGUCCUUUGAGUCAUUAUUGGAUAGCAUCUUCACAUAAUACAUAUUUAACAGGUGACCAAUUCUCAUCGGAAUCAUCUGUAGAAGCCUAUGCUCGAUGUCUUCGUAUGGGUUGCAGGUGCAUCGAACUGGACUGUUGGGAUGGUCCUGAUUGUACACCAUACAUUUUCCACGGGCACACUUUGACCACAAAAAUUAAGUUUAUCGAUGUGAUAAGAACAAUCAAAGAGCACGCUUUCAUAACAUCAGAGUAUCCAGUUAUUUUGUCUAUUGAGGAUAAUUGUUCUUUGCCGCAGCAAAGAAAAAUGGCCAAUAAUUUACAAGAUAUUUUUGGUGAUAUGCUAUUGGCUCGUCCGUUUGAUAAAAACGAAACCGAACUGCCUUCUCCAUACAAUUUGCGUCGUAAAAUUAUCCUUAAACAUAAAAAGCUGCCUGAAGGACAGGAAGAUGUAAUGCCUGCUUUUAUGAGAUUGGAAUCUACAGAUAAUAUGGAUUUAAGAAAUGCAGUAAAAAGUGGCGAAAUGUAUAUAGAAGAUCCAGUAGACAAAGAAUGGAUGCCACAUUUCUUUGUUUUGAAUAAUAGUAAAUUAUUUUAUACCAGCCAUUAUAAAUUGGAUGGGAAUAAUUCGGAAAAAGAGGAAGAUGAAGAAGAUAGUGCAAGUUUUGCAAGGCCCAACAAAAAUAUACCAAAUGAAGAGUUGCAUUUUAGUGAGAAAUGGUUUCAUGGUAGAUUGACCAAAGGCAGGGAAGAAGCCGAACAGCUGUUGAACACUUAUUCACACUUGGGUGAUGGCACAUUUUUAGUCCGCGCCAGCGUAACAUUUGUUGGCGAAUAUUCUUUGUCUUUUUGGCGCAACGGACAAGUGAAUCAUUGUCGAAUUAAAUCCAAACAAGAAAAACAACAAACAAAAUAUUAUCUUAUUGAGGGCAAAUAUUUCGACAGCCUAUACAGUCUCAUUACCCAUUAUAGGUUGGCUCCAUUAGUUACUGCUGAAUUUUCCAUAACCUUACAAGAGCCAGUUCCUCAGCCAAAUCUUCACGAAAACGAAGAAUGGUACCAUAAAUAUACCACGAAACAGCAAGCCGAAGAAGCAUUGAAAAGGAUUAAAACAGAAGGAGCGUUUUUGGUUAGGCCGAGUGAAAACGAUACAAAUUGUUAUACAAUAAGUUUUAGGGCUGAUAGAAAAAUCAAACAUUGUCGAAUCAAACUGGAAGGAAGGCUGUAUACGAUAGGCAGUGUCGAGUUUGAAAGUCUAGUCGAAUUAAUUAAUUACUAUGAGAGCCAUGCCCUUUAUAGACGAGUGAAGUUAAGUCAUCCGGUUACUGAAGAAACUAUAAGGUCGAUGAUGGUGGAACAAGAUGAAACCACCCCGUACAACCACACAACUACCCCAUCUUACAUGGACCCCUCGGCAUUCACUCCCAAAAUCAACGUAAAAGCUUUGUACGAUUACAGGGCGCAACAGCCCGACGAGCUGUCAUUCUGCCGUCACGCCAUCAUUACCAACGUGACGAAACCGCCGGACAGUUCUGAUUGGUGGCGGGGUGAUUAUGGGGGAGCUAAACAGCUCUAUUUUCCAGCUACUUAUGUUGAGGAACUUGAGAGAAGUGCAACGAAUGUUGAAGAAGAAGGGGCCAAUGAUUCAGUAAUCCAAGGCUCCUUAGACAUGAAAGGGGCUGUAGUGGAACUUUUGCACAAUCCUGAGCGUCCCGGUUUGGAAUGGCUAAUCAGGAUAACCCCUUCAACGGCAUUAAUAGCUUUCGACGUUGCUGUACAGUCGAGAGAUAAUGCUCUAGAAUGGUUAUCAGCAAUUCGAGAUGUGACUCAAAAAGCAACCCAACAAGAAAUCCAACACAAAGAAAUGGAACGCACUUAUAGGAUAGCAAAAGAACUGUCGAAUAUUAUAAUCUAUUGCCGAUCGAUAUCGUUCAAUAUGGAACGAGCCAAACAAGGAUUUGUGUUUUACGAAAUGUCUUCAUUUCCUGAAACUAAGGCUGAAAAAUUGAUGUGCCAAAUGGAAAAACAAUUUUUCUUAAAAUAUCAUCAGGUACAAUUUUCACGAAUAUAUCCGAACGGUCUGAGGAUCGAUUCUUCAAAUUACAAUCCGAUAAACAUGUGGAAUUGCGGAUCUCAAAUGGUAGCUUUAAAUUAUCAAACUGGCGAUAAACCAAUGCAAUUAAAUCAAGCGAAAUUUCGUGAUAACGGAGCUUGCGGUUAUUUGUUAAAACCCGAAUUUAUGACCAAACCAGAUUUUGAUCCAUUUGAUAAAAAUAAACUUCCUGGAGAAGAACCUGUAACUGUUUCAAUUAGGAUAAUAGCAGGACGGCAUUUUUGCAGAUCCAAAAAAGGUAUAGCAAGUCCUUUUGUCGAAAUCGAAAUCAUAGGAGCGCCAUUCGAUUCGGGAAUCAAACAAACAACCAAAAGAAUAAUGGAUAAUGGGUUUAGUCCCAAAUGGAACGACGAGCAUUGCGAGUUUAUAGUUCACAAUCCUCAUUUUGCUUUGAUACGUUUCGCUGUGCAAAACGAGGAUGUCUUUGGCGAACCGAAUUUCAUUGGACAAGCCACAUAUCCACUGACGUGUAUUAAAAAAGGCUACAGGAGCGUUUGGCUUAAAAACGCUUUCAGCGAAGAUCUGGAAUUGGCAUCUCUAUUAGUACAUAUCAGUAUAAAACAGACAAAAGACAAUAUUUCGCCGAGAUAAUAUGAAAAUUAAUUAUUAGCAAGCUCGCUAGUUAUUGUGCCUAAGUAGAAAUAGGUAGCUUUCGCAAUAAAUAAAAAUAACUUCAGUGAUUGAAAACGCCUUAUAUGUAAUUGUGAAAUUUAGGGUCUAUUUUUUUGUCAACAGUUACAGUUUAAUCACUUCAAAGUCUUCAAUAAUAUGCAUACUAAAAAUGUCAACCAAUAAUAAUUAGACUUUAACUGUUAACAUAAAACGAGCCCUUAUUGAUUUUUGCAUUUAAUUUGAGUAAGCAUUAGGAUGCUCACUUGUCCAAAAUCUGGUGAUAAAAUGAAAUUCUAAAAAUUUAAAAGGUUAAAAAUAUAUUCAGUUGUCAAUAAUAUGCUUCUUUGUUGUAAAAUUUUUUGGGUAUUAUUAUUAGUGAAAAAAAAUAGCUCAAAACUAUAUUUUAAUAUUUAUUAUCAAUUAUUGUUAAAAAUGAAAUCGUAAUAAUUGUAAUGUGUAUUUUUAUUAAUCAAAUUUAUGUUUAUAAGAUUUUUUUUUUUUUGAAAAUUAUUACAUAUCUAUAUUUUAUGUGUAAUGGUAUAACAUACAUGUAUGGUGUUUAACUGAGAUUUUUAAUUCAUUUAUAAAAAUUCUAUAGUAUUGUAUAUAAAUUUAAUUUUUUUGUAAUAAACAGAGUCUAAACUAAUACUUUGAUUUAGUAUAAUUUUAUUUUUCAUGUAAAUAAUAAUUAUUCAUCAUCCCUCAGUGAGAUAUUGAGCUUCUAUAAGAUGUUUCUAUGCUUGUUUUGGGCAAGAUGUAUAGUUUGUUUAGAGUAUAAUACUCUUAUCUGUUUUCAC